AUGAUGAUUCUUAUAAGUGUAGCGAAUGUAAAUAUGGAUACAAUCUUGAUACGAAUAGCUAUAAAUGUGUUUACUCUAAUUGCUAAGAUAACUUAUUUCUUUAAAUAGAUGAGUCUUAAGGCGAUGAUUCUAAUGGAAGUUGUGUUUCUAUCUGCAAUCCACUUUAUAUCGGAGAUCCUAUUUAGAAAAUAUGUGUGCCUUUAUCUUAAUGCUCUUCUGAAUUUGAAACUGAAUAAAAUUUUCUUAGCUCUAGUUUACCCGAAGAUAUAUUCAUCUAUUAGGAAAUAUACUAUGUUGUGGUAUAAAAUGGUUAUUUGUCCUUAUUUGAUAGAAGCUAAGUUCAACUAAUAACACAUAUUAACUUUUAAUCUAAUGAUUUAAGAGUUUAAAAUAUAAAUGGAUUAGUUGUUGUAUUGA
Messenger RNA from Tetrahymena thermophila SB210, 417 nucleotides. Its product is annotated as transmembrane protein, putative. The record is from RefSeq and is a predicted model, not a curated record. Lineage: Eukaryota; Ciliophora; Oligohymenophorea; Hymenostomatida; Tetrahymenidae. The transcript has a single exon.